Molecule: messenger RNA, 342 nt
Organism: Pipistrellus nathusii (Nathusius's pipistrelle)
Lineage: Eukaryota; Metazoa; Chordata; Mammalia; Chiroptera; Vespertilionidae
Source: the annotation of a GenBank genome assembly
AUGGAAAGUGUCCCCAAGGAAUGCAAAGAAGGUGAGCAGGCUCCAGUGCAGAAUGAAGAAGAAGCCCGCCCCUUGGCAGGUGGUGAAGUCCAGGAGCCUGAAGGAAACAUUAGAGAGGGUGGGGCUCCACCUGCCCAGGAUGUUAGAGAGGAUGUGCCCAAUGGGCUUGCCAAUAACCUUGAUAUGGUAGAUGGAGAUGCAGAUGAUAUGGAACGGUUCAUGGAGGAGAUGAGAGAGCUAAGGAGGAAAAUUAGAGAGCUUCAGUUGAGGUACAGUCUGCGCAUUCUCAUAGGCGAUCCCCCUCACCAUGACCAUCAUGAUGAGUUUUGCCUUAUGCCCUGA